This is a messenger RNA of Linum trigynum, 2892 nucleotides long. Lineage: Eukaryota; Viridiplantae; Streptophyta; Magnoliopsida; Malpighiales; Linaceae. The record is from the annotation of a GenBank genome assembly.
UAUUAAAAAAACAUUGUAUUUCUUCAUUCUAGGAGCACGGCACUCUCUCUUUCUAUGCCUUCUGGGUUCCGCCGCGGUCUCCUCCCCCACUCCCUACCCUCUUCCUACCUGCACUCUUCUUAUUUCGCAUUAAACAAGCAAAGGCGAAAUCUUUUGCCCAGCUAAUUCAUACCGUCUCCUUCUCUAUUUCCUCACCAAUUUUGGGUUUUCUAUUCUCUCUUAUUUCUUUGUGGGUUGGUCUCCAUUGUCGUCAGUCGGAGACACACCCAAGCUCUAUCUAUUUUACCGCUUGCAUUGUGGAGUAAUGGCGUCCGGAGGAUUCUCCGGCUCAGUUAUUGACCCGGAGCAAUGCAGUCAGCUGAGCUUCGAAGAGAAAAGAGAUUUAGCUUGCAAGAUUGCUCGAUGGCCGAAUAAUGCAUGGGAGGCUCUUAGUUCAUUCACACGCAGGGAGCUUCUUCAGAUUAUCUGUGCAGAGAUGGGUAAAGAGAGGAAAUAUUCAGGGUACACUAAAUCUCAGCUGAUCAAACAACUUCUGAAGGUAGUCUCACAGAAUUGCAAGGGAAACGACGAUGAUGCAGAUAAAGUGAAAGCAUCAUGUGCUUCCAUCGGAGCUCAAAAUGGGGUUAAGAGGAAAAGACUGAAUGAAUUUAAAGUGCAAUCUUCAACUGAGGAAAACCCUCCUGAUUCUCUGGUACGCACCAAGGAACAAGUUGAGGUCCAAGUUUGUCAGAAUGCUGCAUGUCGGGCCAGUUUAUCUUCCAAUGAUGCGUUCUGCAGGAGAUGUUCUUGCUGUAUCUGUCAUUAUUACGACGAAAAUAAGGAUCCCAGUCUGUGGCUAACCUGUGGUUCUGACUCCUGUACCGAGAAUUCCUGUGGGUUUACUUGCCAUCUCGUAUGUGCCCUGAAGGAUAAAAGGUCUGGAAUCGUCAAUAAUACGGGUUCGGGUAAAAAGCUGGAUGGGAGUUUCUACUGCGUUUCUUGUGGGAAAGUCAAUGGACUAAUGAGAAUCUGGAGAAAGCAACUAUUGAUUGCCAAAGAAGCUAGAAGAGUGGAUGUAUUGUGUCUGCGAGUCCUCCUGGCCCAUAAGCUUCUCUCUGGAACUGAACAAUACAAUGAGAUCCACAAAAUGAUGGAAACUGCAUUGCAGUUGCUGAAGAAUGAGCUGGGUCCUCUGGAUCUCGUGUGCACGAAGAUGGCACGGGGUAUUGUCAAUAGACUUUCUUGUGGCUCUGAGGUUCAGAAGUUUUGUGCAUCUGCAAUCGAAUCCUUCGAUUUAAAAUCUUCUGGUGAUUGUCCAGGCUAUGAGCAGAAGAAAGAGGCACCACCCUCUUGUGGAACUCGUCCGGAAGAAUGCUCACCACGUCCAGCCAUAGAAGAUGUUGCAUUGACCAACCAUGGGUCGUUUUCGCCAUCCACGCCCUGCAAGUCCAGCGAGACACAGGAUGUCUCCGGUUUUGGAUGCAAACGAAGAGCAGAGGAAAGCGAGUACGAGUACUCGGUACGAGCGGUGAAAUGGCUGGAGCAGGAAGGGCAGAUAGAGGAAGGUUUCAGAGUGAAGUUCCUGACUUGGUUUAGCCUGAAAGCAACUGCUCAAGAGAGGAGGGUGGUCAAUGCUUUCGUGGACGCAUUGGUUGACCACCCACCAAGCCUGGCUGAGCAGCUCAAGCACGCAUUCAUGGAUGAGAUUUGUUGUGACCAGAAACCUGUAGCUGAAUGUGGAUCGUGCGCUAGGUUUCGGCGUUGUCUUUGACAGCAGGACAUUGACCCAUCUCUGGCUGUUCAACAUUUUUUGGAUCCAUGGUCGUCUUGAUAUCUUCUUAGGGCUUAGCAAUUGUUUGACAGCAGGUUAACUACCGUUUUAGACGUACAAGUAUAAUUGUACGAAAGUACAUUAUUGGAAGUAGGAUUCGAGUAGACCAAUGUAAUUGUUGCGCAAUGCAAAGCAUUUUCUUCCAGUGAAGUUCCAGAGGGACACUGUUGUCGAACACAAUUCAGUUUGUUUGAAUGAACCUUUACCUAGGAAUGGAAUACAAUUGAAAGGACGAAAUUACAAUGAAAAGAACAAAAGUGCAGCAGAGAUGACAAUUUCAAUCAGGAUCAGUAGCUUCGAGUAUGGAAGGAAUACACCAGUGGGGCUAUAUUCAACUGACUUAGAUUCUGCGCCAUGAAGAGGAAAGGAAGCAAGCUCUACCUCUAGCCUUACUGUCAUUCCCAUUCUAUGUUCCACACAUCUUUUUUCCAACAAACUUUUCUACUUUACAGCACAGACACUAGUAGGGGACUGAACCUCACUAUGGAAUCUUCACCUGACAAAGAUGAACAACAAAUAGUUCGUUAUAGAGUACAAAACUAACACAAUGUCUCUACUUUUAUCUUUGAAAAGGUAUUCCAACCAAUUACUCAUACAGAACACAAGCACUGUACUUCCCUCAAUAGAGACAUAUGGCUGCACAGUGCAUACAAACAAAACAAAAUACCCAAACUAUGACAGUGCUCCAAUGAAACCAUGUAUAUCCAUUCUUCUUUGAACACAAGGCAAUUAGUAUGAGAGGAAGGUGUGAAAACACGUGAUCAGCAUUAGCAGCCGUAAAAAGAAUGCAAGCAAAUAUUGCAGAUAAGAACUUCAAUCCCCACAGCAAAAAUAGCAUCUCAAAGUUGUUCCAGAAAGCUGUUCUAGCCUCUGCACUUUUUCACAGAGUAGAAGCAGGACCACCAAAUUAUCGAAAUGACUGCUAAUCUCACCUAGCAAAUGAUCUUUAAUAGCUCUUCUUGAGAUUCCAGUCCUGCAUCUUCAACAGCAUGGAAACCAGCAGUUAGAUCAGUCACACAACUUAAGCAUCAAGUGCUUGGAUCAGCGUUGGAAGCUUCGUUAAAUGAAGAGGCAAGGUACUC